UACUCUCAGCUGACGAGAUCAGCUUGCAAAAGCAGAAGUAGAAAACACAUGCAUGUUUUCAUUUUUGAUCCAACAUUAUUUUCUACUUGAACAAAAGUCACUUUCUCACCAGAAGUCUGAAGAUCGCUCGUGACAUCAUGAUCAGUCGACGUUUCUCAUCUACUAACAUUAGUGUGACCAACAGAAACAGACUGAAUGAGCUGAUCAUCUGAUGGACAUAUGAAGCUCAAAGAGCUAGAAAGCUGCCUUCAACAGGUGGAUGGAUUCGAGGAGCCCAAAAUACUCCUGGAGCAGUACCCCACCAGUCCGCAUAUAGCGGGCUGUAUGUUGUACACCAUCCACAACACAUUUGAUGACAUUCAGAAUAAACUAGUUGCAGACCUGGGCUGUGGAUGUGGGGUUCUGUCUGUAGGAGCUGCAGUGCUUGAUGCUGGACUCUGUGUCGGAUUUGACAUUGAUGAAGACGCCUUGGACAUAUUCAAAGGAAAUGUUGAUGAUUUUGAACUGUCAAACAUUGACAUGGUCCAGUGUGAUGUUUGCUCUAUUGGAUCCUCUUACGCCAAGAAGUUUGACACGGUCAUCAUGAACCCACCAUUUGGCACGAAGCACAACCAGGGCAUUGACAUGCAGUUCCUGCGGACAGCGAUUUCUAUGGCAAGUACAGCAGUGUAUUCCCUUCACAAGACCUCAACACGAGAUCACAUUCAGAAGAAAGCAGAUGAUUGGAAAGUGAAAAUGGAAGUCAUUGCAGAGCUCAGAUAUGACCUGCCAGCAUCUUAUAAGUUCCACAAAAAGAAGUCGGUUGAUAUUCAAGUGGACUUUAUUCGAUUAACUCUAACAUAAACGGCAAAAAGAAAUUUGUGUUGCU
Carassius auratus (goldfish) is the source of this 868-nucleotide messenger RNA. RefSeq names its product methyltransferase-like protein 5. The transcript has 7 exons. The coding region runs from base 220 to 843 and encodes 207 amino acids. Gene Ontology annotation, molecular function: nucleic acid binding; rRNA (adenine-N6-)-methyltransferase activity. Gene Ontology annotation, biological process: rRNA methylation. Lineage: Eukaryota; Metazoa; Chordata; Actinopteri; Cypriniformes; Cyprinidae. The record is from RefSeq and is a predicted model, not a curated record.